GGGUGCUGAGCAGGCGUCUCUCCGGCGCUGGCUGCUUUCACUCGCUGGCUCUCCAGCACUCCUCACUUCACUCACUCGCCCGGGAGGUUUCCUACUCUGCCGCGUGUGUUUGCUCCCUGCUACCAAGGCUUCCCCUGCGCUUCCGCAGCUCCGCUUCUGCCCCAGGCGUGCUCCGCACGCACGGCCCGAAGGUGACAUGGGCUUCCCCCAAGUCCCAGAGGCCAGCGGCCAGCGCUGGGGGCCUGUGCUCCUCGCUUUCUUCUUGGCUGCCUCCCAAGGUCUGGCGACAGCCUUCAAGGUCGCCACGCCGUAUUCCUUGUAUGUGUGUCCGGAGGGGCAGAACGUCACCCUCACCUGCAGGAUCUUGGGCUCCACAGCCAAAGGGCACGACGUGGCCUUCUAUAAGACAUGGUUUCGCAGCCUGCGGGGCGAGGUGCAGGUUUGUUCCAGUCGGCGGCCUAUCCGCAACCUCACGUUCCAGAACCUUCACCUGCACCACGGCAGCCACCAGACCGCCAACACCAGCCAGGAUCUGGUCCGCCACCACGGUUUAGAGUCGAUCUCCGACCACCAUGGUAACUUCUCCAUCACCAUGCUUAACCUGACCCUAGUGGACAGCGGCCUCUACUGCUGCCUCGUGGUGGAGAUCAAGCACCACCACUCGGAGCAGAGGGUCCACGGUGCCAUGGAGCUGCAGGUGCAGAGAGGUGAAGAGGCGCCAUCCAAGUGCAUCGCAUACCCCGCCUCCCCCAGGGAGAGUGAAAGCAUCACGGCUGCCGCCCUGGCUACAGGCGCCUGUAUCGUGGGCAUCCUUUGCCUUCCCCUCAUCCUGCUCCUGGUCUACAAGCAAAGGCAGGUGACCUCCAACCGCCGUGCCCAGGAGCUGGUGCGGAUGGACAGCGGCAACGCUCAAGGACUUGACAACCCCGGCUAUGAGGCCUCUCCUUCCCCUCACGGGAUGCCGGAGGCCAAGCCCAGGCCCCCACUGUCCUACGUGGCCCAGCGGCAGCCUUCUGAGUCUGGGCGGCACCUGCUCUCGGAGCCCAGCACUCCCCUGUCUCCACCAGGCCCUGGGGAUGUCUUCUUCCCAUCUCUAGACCCUGUUCCUGACUCCCCAAACUCUGAGGCCAUCUAGACCACCUGGUCUAGAGUGGGCAGCUGUGGCUGGACCCGGGGCAGGUGCAUUUGGGCCAGGCUGGCCCUCUGAGUGGUCCUUUGGCCUCGGGCCUGGUUUCCUUCCUUCUUCUCUGAGCCCGGACUCUUUGAGAUACCCCUGAUGGCCAGAUUCUUAAACCCUCUGGAUGCUACGUGGCAGAAAGGAGAAGGCCAGCCCCCAUCUGAAGAAUGGUGGCGUGCUGGGAUCCCAGCCCAGAGACCGGAAAUCUGCCAGCUACAGAUGCCAAAUGGCCUGCGUCUGAAAAGCCCCAGAAUUUCCAGCUGCGGGGCAGCCUCUCUGAGACAUGAGCUUUGGGACUUGACAAAACAGAUGGGACAAGAUGGGCACUGAGCAGACCCCCACCCGCAGUGCCACCCUCCCCAGCGUGAGACGCAGGAUGAGGUGUGGAGAGAUUCUCCUCCACUGUGUUGGGCCAGCUCCCCCCCUCUCCUGAGGCUGUUCAUCUGUCAGACUCGCUCUUUGUAACCAUGGGGCUCUGGGGCUGGGCCUGCCUGUCCCUGGGCUACGGGAGCCCCCCACCCAGUGCAACUGCCUCCUACCAGUUACCUCUCCUUGGGGCUGCUGGCAGGCUAAUCACAUCUGAGGCUUCCACGGCCUGCACUCUGAUCUCCAGAGUCCACUGGCCAGAGGCCCCCAAAUGGGAAGUACACAUUGGAGCACGGUGGCCAUUGUGAGCCAACUGGCAUCUUGGGCAAUGGAGACCAGGCCACAGGUUGCACACCCACCCCAGAUGGGGGUGAGGGAGAGCCCAGGGGCCUGCUGGGAAGGUGAGUGGAGACGGUUCCACUUCCUCUGCCUCCCCUGUGGCCCUCCUCCACUGCUCAGUGUGGCCAAGAGAGUGACCGCAUAAUGUAUUGUACAAACUGUGACACUUGAGAGUGAAGAGGGGGUGCUAUUAAAAAGUACAUGGGCGACAGGUGCAAACCCUGUGGACGGAUUGUUAA
Messenger RNA from Artibeus jamaicensis (Jamaican fruit-eating bat), 2121 nucleotides. RefSeq names its product V-set immunoregulatory receptor (gene VSIR). Gene Ontology annotation, biological process: regulation of immune response; negative regulation of CD4-positive, alpha-beta T cell proliferation; positive regulation of regulatory T cell differentiation. The record is from RefSeq and is a predicted model, not a curated record. Gene Ontology annotation, cellular component: plasma membrane. The transcript is spliced from 7 exons. The coding region runs from base 197 to 1135 and encodes 312 amino acids. Lineage: Eukaryota; Metazoa; Chordata; Mammalia; Chiroptera; Phyllostomidae.